UGGCUAGGGUCUCUUUAUGUCAAAGCUGCCACCAUGAGGCAUUGCUGCUACAAGCUGAGCCUCAGGUGGCUGCUCUGGAUGAAAGCCCCAGGCCUGCGUAUGCAUCUGGGUGGAAUGGUUCUGAGGAAGAGCCUAUAUUGGUGUAGCUCUUGGUUGAGCUAAGUCACCAGGUGAGCAGUCCAGGCUGGUGGUGGUGAACCUGACACAUGGGCCCCAGUGGUGUCUGUUAUCACUUAAAGCUCUAAAAGGUUCACCAGCACUACUCUAGGUUGACCCAUGCAUGUCACUCUGCCUUCUCUAAAUAUAGCCCAGUGGGCUGAGCUCAGGCUUAUUUUAAGGCCAGGUUGGAAGGUGGCCAGGCCUUCCCAAGCUCCCAGAGGAGCCACUGCUGCCUUUGUUCAUGCCUGCUGCUGGGCACCCUCAUGAGCCUGACUGUCCACCACUUGCUAUGCCUGAGGAGACCCAAGAAGACACUGUGGCACCAACACAGAGCCAGAAAACCAGGGGACCGCUGGCCCCUAGCCACGUGCCUGAAGUGCGGCUACACCGAGUGGAAUCCAUCAGCGACCUACACAGUGAAGGCUUGACACGCCCGUAUCUGGCUGAAGAAGCACAGCCAUGGGAUGAGUUGCUGGGUGUCUUGCCACCGUCGCUGUGUGCCCAGGCUGGCUGUGGUACAAUGUGCGGCCGUAGCGGGUUCCUGCUGCUGCUGGUACUGCUAGUGCUCACCUGCCUGGCACUCGCCAUCCUGGCUGUCUACUUGAGUGUGCUGCAGAGUGAAUCCCUGCGGGUCCUGGCACAUACGCUACGCACCCAGGAGGAGAUGCUGCUCAAGCUCCGACUGGCCAGCCUCAGUCAGCUGCGGAGGUUGAACUCCAGUGAAGCUCGAGCACCCAGCUGAAACUCUACUUGAACUGGGACGUAGUGGGUGAGGGGAAUAAAGCAGCUGUUGGCAGUCUCUCCUCCCACCACUGGUCUACACCACGUCCUUGUUGAGAUUUUUGUAGAAGAGACUGAUGUGACUUCACUGUCACCUACUUCUCCUGAUCUUUUCAGGCAUGGCCUAGACAAGCCUUCUGGUAUUAAGUAGGCUCUUAUGAGCUGGCCCAAGGUCAAAGGAUGGGGCACCAGCCUCCUGGCUCCUCUUGUGGCCUGUCAGCAUCCUCUGGGCAACCCUAACUAGCAGGGUAAGUCUAGAAAUAGCUGCCUCACUGCAGCCACCUACUCUGCCAGAUCUCUCAGCAAGAGUCCAGCCUCAGGUCUCAAAGAUAAGCUGGGCUCUGAGUUGGGGAGGCCCCACCCUAGCCUGGGCACACUACUUAAGAGGGCAGAGGUGAGAUCCCAGUGUGCCCAAGCCUGGUGUCCUGGAUGGGAGUAUGAGCAGAAAUAUCCAGCAGUCAGGACCACAGAGGCAGAACAUUAUAUUCUAUUUAAUUAUCUUUUAUAAUCUUUAAAAAUCACAAAAAUCAUUGCCGGGUAGCUUUGCCUCAACACUUGCCAUGGUGGUAUCUAUCCAGCUAAUGAUACCCUGAAGAACUGGGUUACCCCAAAGGAGCAAGGCCUAAGAAAGCAAAGGGACAGCCCCCUACUGCUUUUCCCAUAGCCCUGAGACAGGCACUCAUUUGGCCCUGCCUGAGAUAGGGCACGAAUAAGCCACAGGGCUGAGUGCAAGGAUAGAGGGCCGGGUCCCUUAUCCUACUCACCCAUCCUAUCUAUUUUUGGUUUUGUCUU
Octodon degus (degu) is the source of this 1731-nucleotide messenger RNA. RefSeq names its product leucine rich single-pass membrane protein 2 (gene Lsmem2). NCBI's taxonomy places the organism in Eukaryota, Metazoa, Chordata, Mammalia, Rodentia, Octodontidae. The record is from RefSeq and is a predicted model, not a curated record. The coding region runs from base 401 to 901 and encodes 166 amino acids. The transcript has 4 exons.